This is a messenger RNA of Eurytemora carolleeae, 882 nucleotides long. RefSeq names its product multiple PDZ domain protein. Gene Ontology annotation, molecular function: protein binding. The record is from RefSeq and is a predicted model, not a curated record. The transcript is spliced from 9 exons. Lineage: Eukaryota; Metazoa; Arthropoda; Copepoda; Calanoida; Temoridae. The annotation marks the transcript as partial.
GAUAAUGCUAAUAAUGAUAUCAUUUUAGGAGUUGUAAAAAGUGAUGAGGCUCUUCAGAGGAUUGUUGACGAAGCUUCACAAGGAAGAAAUGUUCUGAAAAUUCAGUUGUUUAAGCCUGAAGGACGUAGCUUGGGCUUCUCAGUUGUUGGUUUGAGAAGUGAACACCAGGGGGAGCUGGGGAUAUAUGUUCAGGAGAUACAGGUGGAAGGGAUUGCAGGGAAGGAUGGACAGAUGCAUGAAGGAGAUCAGAUUCUAGCAAUUGAUGGACAGGUUCUUGAUUCCAACAUCUCACAUCAGCAAGCAAUCUCUAUCCUGCAGCAAGCCAAGGGGAAGGUUGAUCUAAUUGUUGCUCGAGGAACUGAUCAGAGUAAUCUAGGACUACAGGCUCAGGAAUCCGUGUUGCCUUCUGACUGGUGUCAAGUUGAGGUCAUCGACCUCAUCAACGACGGAACCGGUCUCGGCUUCGGUAUAAUCGGCGGCCAGCAGACCGGAGUAGUUGUUAAAACCAUUUUACCCGGCGGGGUAGCAGACAGGGACGGACGUUUGCUGCCUGGAGAUUUCAUCCUUCAAAUAAACGAACACUGGUUGAGAGGGGUGGCUAGUGAACAAGUUGCAACUGUACUGCGAGGAUGUGGUGUACAUGUUCGUUUAGUUGUUGCCCGACCAGUAGAUCCUACAGACCUUGCCAGUAUUCCAGGACCUGCUCCUGUGCUCCCGACUACCGUGUUGACCAACCAGCAGCAGCUGGAGGCGCAUCUUCAGCUAGCGCUCCAAUCUGGCUCCCACACCUUCCCUGGAGCCGGUGUGCUUUAUCCUACUCAUGGAGAGGAGCAAACUCUUCCAGAUUUUAACCAGAAACUUGUACAUGUUUUAGAUACUUAA